Pongo pygmaeus (Bornean orangutan) is the source of this 2840-nucleotide messenger RNA. It is a transcript of the gene BNIPL, whose product is annotated as BCL2 interacting protein like. Gene Ontology annotation, biological process: apoptotic process. Gene Ontology annotation, cellular component: cytoplasm. The record is from RefSeq and is a predicted model, not a curated record. Bases 617 to 1936 code for a protein of 439 amino acids. The transcript is spliced from 10 exons. NCBI's taxonomy places the organism in Eukaryota, Metazoa, Chordata, Mammalia, Primates, Hominidae.
GGAAUAAGGAGCAACAGGCUUCUGUCUCCCCUCAUCCUCAGCCUCCCGUUCAACUUGUUUAUUCUCCCAGAAACCUCCUUAUAACAUGCUUCCAUUUCCCCAGUUUUCCUUAUGCUUGAAAAGUAGACCCAAGAUAACAGUCCUAGAAACACACACAAUGGUUUCUUUUUCUUUUUUUUUUUUUUUGAGAUGGAGUUUUGUUCUUGUUGCCCUGGCUGGAGUGUAAUGGCGCAAUCUCAGCUCACUGCAACCUCUGCCUCCCAGGUUCAAGCGAUUCUUCUGCCUCAGCCUCCCAAGUAGCUGGGCUUAUAGGCAUGUGCCACCACGCCCGGAUAAUUUUUUUUUUUUUUUUUUUUGUAUUUUUAGUAGAGACGGGGUUUCUCCACGUUGGUCAGGCUGGUCUCAAACUCCCGACCUCAGGUGAUCCGCCCACCUUGGCCUCCCAAAGUGUUGGGAUUACAGGCAUGAGCCACCAUGCCUGGCCAGAAACACAACGGUUUCUACUGGUUUUUUUUGCUUGUUUGUGUAAAGAGCAACUUUGAGAGGGAUAUAUGGAGUCUGGAAAGGAGAACAAAUUGUCUUCCUAGACUCACCCAAGAUUGGCCCCCACUAGAAAAUGCACUCUCCUCCCCAAAACCCGCCCCCUCACAGGAGGCAGGGUUUUCUUUUGGGCAAACCUGCUCCUGGGGAGAGGAGUGGCAAAACCUGUUUUGAAGAUGAGGUUACCUCCCUUCCACACCUCCCUCCUUGGAGGCAAGAGCUACAACAGCUGAGACAGAAAAGAGGUAAGGAAGUGUUGGGGGCUGGGACAACCAGCUCCCCAACAACUCCUAGGUGUUUAAAGAAGGAGGCAGGAAGACUUGUGAAGAUGGGAACUAUACAAGAGGCAGGAAAAAAGACAGAUAUUGGGGUCAGGGAGAUUGCAGAAGCACCAGAACUAGGAGCAGCCCUGAGACAUGGGGAAUUGGAGCUGAAGGAGGAAUGGCAGGAUGAAGAAUUCCCUAGAUUGCUUCCUGAGGAGGUUGGCCCUUCUGAAGAUCCUGAAGACCCUAAAGGAGAUUCACAGGCAGGUACCCCUAGCACUUUAGCCCUGUGUGGCCAGCGCCCCAUGCGCAAGCGUCUUUCUGCCCCAGAGUUGCGGCUGAGUCUGACUAAGGGGCCUGGAAAUGAUGGAGCUUCACCCACCCAGUCUGCACCUUCCUCUCCUGAUGGCAGUUCUGACCUGGAGGUAGACGAAUUGGAGACACCUUCAGACUCGGAGCAGCUGGACAGUGGACAUGAAUUUGAAUGGGAAGAUGAACUACCCCGGGCAGAGGGUCUGGGCACCAGUGAGGCAGCUGAAAGGCUGGGCCAAGGUUGUAUGUGGGAUGUGGCUGGAGAAGAUGGACAUCACUGGAGGGUGUUCCGAAUGGGACCACGGGAGCAGCGCGUAGACAUGACUGUCAUUGAGCCCUAUAAGAAAGUCCUGUCUCAUGGAGGUUACCACGGUGAUGGCCUCAAUGCUGUCAUCCUUUUUGCUUCCUGUUAUCUACCCAGAAGCAGCAUCCCCAACUACACCUAUGUCAUGGAACACUUGUUUAGGUAUAUGGUGGGAACUCUGGAGCUGCUAGUAGCUGAAAAUUACCUGCUUGUUCAUUUGAGUGGAGGCACAAGCAGGGCCCAAGUUCCACCUCUAAGCUGGAUACGCCAGUGUUACCGUACCCUGGAUCGGCGGCUACGGAAAAACCUGCGAGCCCUAGUGGUUGUCCAUGCUACAUGGUAUGUGAAAGCAUUUCUGGCACUGCUUCGGCCCUUCAUCAGUUCCAAAUUCACACAAAAAAUCCGUUUUCUGGACAGCCUGGGGGAGCUGGCCCAACUCAUAUCCCUGGAUCAAGUCCACAUCCCUGAAGCUGUCAGACAGCUGGACCGGGAUCUCCAUGGCUCAGGAGGGACCUAGCACAGGACUGGAUAAAGGGCCUUAGAACCAGUUAGUGAUCUGCCUACACCCGAAUCCCUGAAACAUCUGAACUGUUUUGUAAAUCAUCUUAUCCCCAACCUCAGUACCACCGGAUCUUCACUUCUCAGUGGGAUUUUGUCCUUUGCAUGACCCUGCCUUCAGCAGGGCUUUGAGGCUGGGAAGCUGAUCUGCUGGGUGACUUUCAUUCCAGUUGUUGGGAUGGAAGGCUGAAUGUACGGUCAUUUUGUAUGGGAUAUGCAGAGCUCUGGGUUUUUUUGUUUUUUGUUUUUUGAGACGGAGUCUUGCUCUGUCGCCAGGCUGGAGUGCAAAGGUGCGAUCUCGGCUCACUGCAACCUCCGCCUCCCGGUUCAAGCCAUUCUUCUGCCUCAGCCUCAGCGAGCAGCUGAGACUACAGGCUCACGCCACCACGCCCAGCUAAUUUUUUUGUAUUUUUAGUAGAGACGGGGUUUCACCAUGUUGGCCAGGAUGGUCUCGAUAUCUUGACCUCGUGAUCUGCCCGCCUCGGCCUCCCAAAGUGCCGAGAUUACAGGUGUGAGCCACCGCGCCCGGCCAGAGCUCUGGGUUUUAAUCCUACUUUAGCUGUAGAACCUUGGGCAAAUAACUUCAUCUUUUUGGGUCCUAAUUUUCCUCCUCUCUAACUGGAGGGACUGUGAUCUUUCCACCUUGGAUGGAAGAGGCUUACCUGACAGCCAGCCUGCCUGCUGGGAGCCAGGAGAGUCAGCUCAUUAAAUCUUGAAGAACCACUGUAUGCCCUUUUUCCUUCUAAGUCAUGUCUGCUGCCUGUGAGCCUGGGAAGGAGUGCUUUCAAAACCUGUAUUUUUGCCCUCUUUAGUAAAUUUGGAACUGUAGAGGCUAAUAAACUGCGAAGAGACAUUUAAGCUCU